CCGCCCCUCCCUUUCUGCGACUGGCUGUUCGGCCGUGGGUCUCCGCCCCACAACCCUGCGUCUGCGCGUGGGCUUGGGCCGCCCGUCGUACCUGAUGGUGGGAGGCAGUAGUUCCCCGCUUACCUUCCGCGGGCGGGAGAGUUAGCUAGCCACCCGAGAAAACACCAUGAAAGACACCGAUAUCAAGAGACUACUGUAUACCCAUCUUUUAUGCAUAUUUUCAAUUAUCCUAAGUGUCUUCAUUCCGUCACUCUUCUUGGAGAACUUCUCAAUAUUGGAAACACACUUGACAUGGUUGUGUGUCUGUUCUGGUUUUGUAACUGCUGUCAAUCUGGUACUAUAUUUAGCAGUGAAACCAAAUACAUCCUCUAAAAGAAGUUCAUUAUCACACAAGGUAACCAGAUUUUUGAAAUGCUGUAUCUACUUUCUUAUGUCUUGUUUCUCCUUUCACGUAAUUUUUGUUCUAUAUGGAGCACCACUAAUAGAGUUGGCAUUGGAAACAUUUUUAUUUGCAGUUAUUUUGUCUACUUUUACUACUGUGCCUUGCUUGUGUUUGUUAGGACCAAACCUCAAAGCAUGGCUAAGGGUUUUCAGUAGAAAUGGAGUUACAUCCAUAUGGGAGAAUAGUCUCCAGAUGACUACAAUUUCUAGUUUUGUAGGAGCAUGGCUUGGAGCACUUCCUAUUCCGCUGGACUGGGAAAGACCAUGGCAGGUAUGGCCCAUCUCCUGUACGCUUGGAGCGACCUUUGGCUAUGUGGCUGGCCUUGUUGUUUCACCACUCUGGAUAUACUGGAAUAGAAAGCAACUUACAUACAAGAACAAUUAACUGGAGCGAAGGGAGAUACUUCUUUGUGCAGAUUCUGUAAGGGCUGUGCAGAAAUGUGUAUGGUCAAAGCCAAGCAGUUCCAUUUACAGCACUGUUUUUUAUGUAGUUACAACAUGAUGUGAUUGUAGCUUUUUAAACUAUGAAACCCCUGAGAGAUUGUACCUUCUAGUUGAAAUAAAGUAUUUAUAAUAGAUUGUGGCUUCAGAUGCUGCUUACUGCUUCUUAAACCUUUAA
Molecule: messenger RNA, 1060 nt
Organism: Rhinopithecus roxellana (golden snub-nosed monkey)
Lineage: Eukaryota; Metazoa; Chordata; Mammalia; Primates; Cercopithecidae
Gene: PIGF
Product: phosphatidylinositol glycan anchor biosynthesis class F
Exons: 6
Coding region: 167-826 (219 amino acids)
Biological process (GO): GPI anchor biosynthetic process
Cellular component (GO): endoplasmic reticulum membrane
Source: RefSeq, a predicted model, not a curated record